Molecule: messenger RNA, 1317 nt
Organism: Cynocephalus volans (Philippine flying lemur)
Lineage: Eukaryota; Metazoa; Chordata; Mammalia; Dermoptera; Cynocephalidae
Gene: CBY2
Product: chibby family member 2
Exons: 3
Coding region: 1-1317 (438 amino acids)
Source: RefSeq, a predicted model, not a curated record
AUGUCACCUCUGGAAUGUUCUGAGUGUUUUGGGGACCAACUUCUGCAUAGGACCUAUACUUGGCACCUCACAUUGCACUCGAGGCCAAAUUUCACAAGAAAAAGAGAUACCAGAUCCGAAAGCCUAGAAAUUCCAAUCAAUGUGGUUCUACCUCAGAGGGGCACCGCUGAGCCCUUCCUGCGGCUCCACAGCCUGUACAGCACCCCCCGCUGCGCGCGCCAGGGCCCCCUGCCCGGGCUGAGCCGCAGGGUCGCCAGCCAGCACUCGCACCCGCUGAACCGCUUCUCCUCCGGGCCCUUGGACCCCAUGGAGCGCCCCACCUCCCAGGCGGACCUCGAGCUGGACUACAACCCUCCCCGGGUGCAGCUCAGCGACGAGAUGUUUGUGUUCCAGGACGGGCGGUGGGUGAACGAGGACUGCCGCCUGCGGUCGCCUUACUUCUCUCCCUCCACCUCGUUCCACCACAAGCAGCACCACAAGAGGCUGGCCAAGGAGUACCCGCUGCAGGAGGAGAACAGGUCCCUGCGGGAGGAGAACAAGGCCCUGCGCGAGGAGAACCGGGCCCUGCGCGAGGAGAACAAGAUCCUGCAGGUCUUCUGGGAGGAGCACAAGGCGACGCAGGGCCGCGAGGAGAGCCAGCCCUCCUUGCCUCUGCUGCACCGCGACAACACGUCCCUGGAGGUGCUGAAGAAGGACAACGUGGCCCUGCAGGUGCAGCGCGCCCAGGAGAACCGCGCCCUGCAGCAGCUGCUGGAGCAGCGGCAGCCCUACUGGGCCCAGGCGGAGGACAAGGUGGCCCCCGUGGAGGAAAGCCAGCCGGGCCCCUCGGCCCAUGAGGAGCCGCACAGCCCUGGGCUGCUGCCCGACCAGGGCUCGGGCCUCUCCUUGCCCUUCGAGGAGCCCAAAGGGCCCCCGACCCCGCAGGACGAGUCCAAGACGCUGCGCGCCCUGCGGGAGAUGGUCGGCGACCUGACGGCGUCGGCUGCGGAGGACGAGGGCCAGGCAGGCCCGGGCCUGCCCCACGGCGCCACCCCGCUGCAGCUGCUGCGGGACAUGAGCCAGGCGCUGCAGGCCCUGCGCGAGGAGAACCGGCUGCUGCAGGAGGAGAACAGGGCGCUGCACGUGCUGCGGGAGGAGCACCGCGUCUUCCAGGACGAGAACAAGGCCGUGUGGGAGAACAACAAGCUGAAGCUGCAGCAGAAGCUGGUCAUCGACACGGUCACCGAGGUCACCGCCCGCAUGGAGAUGCUCAUCGAGGAGCUCUACGCCUUCAUGCCGGCCAAGAACAAGGACCCCAAGAAGCCCAGCAGAGUCUGA